Hemicordylus capensis (graceful crag lizard) is the source of this 1595-nucleotide messenger RNA. Its product is annotated as E3 ubiquitin-protein ligase TRIM69-like. The transcript is spliced from 4 exons. The record is from RefSeq and is a predicted model, not a curated record. NCBI's taxonomy places the organism in Eukaryota, Metazoa, Chordata, Lepidosauria, Squamata, Cordylidae. Bases 984 to 1595 code for a protein of 203 amino acids.
CAGAGGGAUGAGGCCUGGGGAGGCUGAAAAGAGACAGCACAGCAAAGCCACCUGUGGAGGACCUCGCACUGCAGAGAAUCGCACACCGCUGGCCACCCAACAGGCCACAGAAUGGUAUAAGGUAUAGCAGGGUCCAGGAUGAGCUCCUGAGUUGUCCCCAAAUUGGCGGGUGGAUGAGUCUAGCGACCUCGCUGCUUUUCUAGGGCUGGUAACUCUAGUCCCUUUUAAGGACUCUUGUGCUAUUAGCAGCACAUGGUGUUUCAGUUUGUUAGGCACUCCCUGGCAUCCAGCAGAGUGCUACAGGCUUUAAUUUUCAGUCCAAGCAGAGCAUAGUUGAACAAGGAGACUCCUCAAGCAGACCGUACAACUGCUAAUCCUGUAUCAGAUUCCCAAAGAGAAACUUCCCCCCAGAGGUGCAUCACCCUCACCAACCCUCAGCUCUUUCUCUAGCAAAAUCGCAUCGCUCACCCUCCAGAUUCCUGUGGGUGUUGCAUUCCAAAGGCUGGAGCCAUCGGGGAGCAUUCGGCUCUUUGUCAAGUUCCUGAUUACCCAUCAUGUUCGCAAGAUCAUAGCAAAAGGCCCAUUCCAUGCUAAUUAAGGCAGUCAAACGCUGAACAAGCAGCCAAGACUGGUGGGGCACCAAGCUAAAUUCAGAGGCUCAUGGCUGAGUAUACUGUUCAAUGAGGUGGUAAUGCAGAUAAAUUAACCAUGAGGGGGGAACACCAAAACCACUCCUUACCCUAAUUAUCCUAGGGCCAGCCCUACAAGUAGGAGAAGAUUUUCCCUCACAUGGAGAUUACAUGAUGGGCAAAACCUGUACCUGAUGUCAGGUCAGGUUGUGGGUAAAGGCUUACUCUGUCAGUGGAGAAGUGGGGAGACAGAAGCCAUGACCUUCCAACAUUGAUAUCUUCACUCACAAUCUUGAAUAGGAGGAGCUGUCUUUGGCUGUUUCUCAGCUGGAGUCCAACCUGACCAAACUUGUCAUGCUUACAACAAAUGAAGAAGAGAGACUCCAGAACCACCAGGCAGUUAUGCUCAGUUUGGGAGAUGACAUCACCACUAAAUUUAGGCAACUCCACCACUUUCUCUAUACCUGUGAAGAGUCAUGGAAGGUGAGGCUGGAGGAGGAAGGACGAGCCCUGCUCCGAGAGACAGAGGGGAGACUGCGAGUGCUGAAGGAGUCUUCUCAUGGGGCUCAGGAGUUGCUCUUGGAAGCCCAGGGCCACCUGCAACUACAGGACUCUGCAAAGUUCCUAACGGAUAUACAUUCUCUCCUGAACAGGGUGAAGCAGCAACCAGUCACCUCACCUGUACCUGAGAUGCGCCCCAUGUUGCAGAUCCUUGGACAGCUCAAGGGACCGACACAGUAUAUUACUUGGAGGGAAAUGAAAUCUUCUCUUGGCAUAGGUAAGGUGGAUAUUUGGCAGGGGAAGAAAACAGAAAAAGGUCCUGGUUGGUUGCCCUCUGUGAUUGAACAACAUGGCAAAGUCAGGAGUCAGGCCAAUUGGCAAGUAUUUCCCUCACUGGGACAUAGAGCUUGGCUGUCUGUGGCUUGCGUGGGAAGGUCUACCAAAGAAAUACAGAGGUCAGCAUAA